AUGAAAGACUGCUUAGAAAUCAAAUAUAGGGAUUUAAGCUGUUUUUGUGGACCUGAACCUGGACGUUGUAUGUGUUUCUCACCACGGCAUCACGUUCUUGUUAAGAAAUGCGCACCCUAUUAUCGCUGCACUUCUUCUUUUAGUGAUAUCAUCUCCAACGAUAUAAGCGCACAAUUAGCUUCGGUGCAUUGUCCAGAAGAUAAUAAUAAUGAUUUUGACAAUAUUACUAAAUAUACAGAAACUACAGACGAUUUAAUUUAUGUAGAUAAUCCUGAUUUUCCUAUUUUAUCGGACAUCCAGAAUACUCAAACCAGGAGUCUUGAUACUACAUCGGUAAUAUCUAAUUCUGAAGAUGAUUUGAUGGACGCAAAGUUUGGAAUCUUAUCUGACACUCAAGAAAAUCAGACCAGAAGUCUUGAUAUGCCAUCAACUACAAAUAAAUGGAGCAUCAAAUGUAAUCAAUGCAGUGUUCCUAUUACGGGAAAAUAUAAGGCAAAAUGCAUGGCAUGCAAAAAAUACUAUUGUGAUGAAUGUGUUGACGGUCCCAUAUAUUUUGACUACAUCUGUGAUAUUUGUUAUGGAGAUUAA
Messenger RNA from Parnassius apollo (apollo), 588 nucleotides. Lineage: Eukaryota; Metazoa; Arthropoda; Insecta; Lepidoptera; Papilionidae. The record is from the annotation of a GenBank genome assembly.